CGCGCUGCCUGCGCGCGCCUCCAACAGCUCCAAACGUUUCCUUGGAUGUCAGCUGAGGGCGACAGAGGGAGCCCCCCCACCCCCACACACUUCUCAGCUCUCAAGAUUUCCUUCAGUCCACAAUACACUUUCUCUUGGAAAAGUUCUGACACACACUCACGCGCGGGUCCCGCCAAGAUUCACAAGGAAACCUUUGAGCUCCCAGUUAGUGACAGAAGGCGCGGAAGACGGACGCAGGCGCACAGGUGGAGCGUCCCCCCCCCCCCCUUAUCUUCGUGGUCAUUUUCAAGAAGGAACCACAGAAAAGACUACAAACUGCCUCGUCUUUGCUGCUCAAUCAGGUCUUGUUUGGCACGCUUUGCUUGGACUUGUAAAGCAGCACGUGGGAUGGAAAAAGUUUGUCUGUGGACUACAAUAAAAAACUCCAGGAAAGAAUGAAGUAACCCGCAAUGGAACCGGACAAUGCCCCGGGCUCCACACUCAGAGGACCUGGAGUCGAGGGAAAAGUUCUGAUUCUUUGGGCGUUGCUGUGUUGCAGCUGCUCUCUUCAGCUAACACAAGGACAAGAUGUGGAUGUCCUGCAGGAGCUCGGUCUUUCUGGGCGGAGAACAGGCGCCUUCACACCCUCAGGCGUCAUCGCCUUCAAGUCAGGUGUCAUUCUCACUCCGAGGGCACGCAUCCAGGUGCCGGUGGGCGCCGUUCUCCCCGCCACAUUCAACGCCAGCGGCCUUUUUCUGAUCCUCAGCCUAACGGUUCAUCGCUUCAACGGCGCCGCCCUCUUCUCGCUUCUGUCCAGAAGAAGGAAAAAGCAGCUGAGCGUGCAGUUCACCUCAGGGAAGGUCCUGGUUUCCAAGGGGCAAAAGAGCGCAGUGAGCUUGGACUAUGACGUCUAUGACGGCCGGUGGCAUCAUUUCGCUUUGGAUAUUCGAAGCCAUCGAGUUUUCUUACACACAUCCUGUGGUCAGAAGAGCCUGCAUGCAGAUUUGAGCUCUAAAAAAGAGGAAAUCCUGGAUCCAGAGGGCUUCUUCCUGCUGGGCAAAUUGAACCACAACUCUGCAGCGUUUGAAGGCGCCAUUUGUCAGUUUGACAUUUAUCCUUCUGCUGAGGCAGCUCACAACUAUUGUGAUCACAUUAGAAAACACUGCAGAGAGGCUGACACGUACCGGCCCGUGCUUCCCGCCCUGUUGCCCCCAUUUCCAGACCCAAACAUCACUACUGCCCCUCCGCUGCUGCUGACAGAGAAACCCAAAAAGGUUCAGACACCUUCACCGGUGUUGACUUGGGAAAACAGCAGGACUAAGGUUUUACCGCCAAAUGAUCAUUUGCCAGAGCUGGACGAAACAUCUGUGCCUCCGACUGUGAGCCCUCCAAACCCAGCUGUCGCAUCUGUUCCUCCAACUCUUCAUUUCAUGUUGGAAGAACCUUCUAAGUUUCCAGCUGAAACCGUUACUCCUUCUCUUAGGAUUAGUGUGACUCUGCCAAACCCAAAGCUAAACUCUCACAACAGAAAGAAGACAGAGGCGGUCGUCACUAAACCUCCAAAGCCUCCUGAGCAAAGUCUGCAUUCACCUGCUUCCAGCAGACCUUCAGAGAUGAAGCCAAGCCAGCAGACCACGCCCGUCCCCGCGCCGAGGUCUCCCUCAAACCUCCCCCCAAACCAGCCAACUAGAAACCAGCCAAGGAGAGCGGCUGCACAGCAGCCUGAGCCAGAAGUGACCAACAUGCUGGAUUCCAAACCCACCCGGGCUGCGACAGAUGGCUUCCAAACCUUUGACCUUGAACCCACCCAGUUCUCAACACUUGCAGGACCACCUGGACUAAAGGGAGAACCAGGACCGCCGGGCCCUCCAGGAUUUUCAGGGCUGCCAGGAAAACCCGGCAGGAGGGGCCCAAGGGGUCCUCCUGGUCCUCAUGGAAAUCCUGGCCGUCCUGGACCCCCGGGAUUGAAAGGACACAAAGGAGACCCUGGACUUUCUCCUGGCCGAGCUCCAAAAGGACAAAAAGUACAAACAUCUGUUUGUUACUUCAGAUCGGAAUCUAUUAGAAAUGCCCUCAUUAUAGAACUUUAUUUUAUGCUUUCACAGUGUGCAUCUCAUGAGGGGAAAGACAAAAUGUGUUUGGAGGCAAAGAAGUCUGCCCCCAACUGUUGCUGCCAUAACUUUACACUAUGGAUUUCUAAGAAAAAAUCGGCUGGAUUUUGUCCUUACAACCCUGUUAACAACCUGGUUCUUUGUUUCAAGGGGGAACCUGGUAUCGUCGCCCCCCCUGGACCACCUGGACAUAACGGACGAAAGGGACAAAAAGGCCACUCGGGUCCAGCCGGCCUCCCAGGAGAACCUGGGGAUCGAGGAGAUGAUGGAAGUCCCGGAGCCAAAGGCUAUCCUGGCAGGCAGGGGUUACCUGGACCUGUAGGAAGAAUGGGGCCACAAGGACUCAGGGGUCACAUUGGCGUUGCUGGCCUUUCUGGUUUUCCUGGUCCCGAUGGGGAGAGAGGAAUACCUGGCGUUCGUGGGAAGAAGGGCGAGAUGGGUAGGCCGGGGUUUGCUGGGAUUGUUGGGAAGAGGGGACCUCCAGGCCCCGAUGGGAACCCAGGUGAGCUGGGAGCUCCAGGCCCGUGUGGAGUCAACGGUUUUUCUGGAAACGUGGGUCCUGUGGGGACUGUGGGUCUACCAGGACCGCCGGGACUACAGGGAAUGCUGGGAAACCCAGGGGAAGCAGGACUGAGGGGUGAUCAGGGAGAUGUUGGCUCACCAGGAGAGCAGGGGGAAUGUGGUUUCCAAGGCGAUAAGGGCAUCAGCGGCUCACCUGGGUUACCUGGUCCACCUGGAAAACCUGGACUGCAGGGCGAACCCGGAGAAAAAGGUCCUGCCGGUGCUCCUGGUCUUCCUGGCACAGAAGGGUUUCCAGGUGACAUUGGUCCUCCAGGACACAACGGGCCUGCGGGACUGAAGGGAGGGCGAGGAGUGAAGGGUUUUCCAGGUCCAUCAGGAACACCUGGACUUCAGGGCGAUGUGGGACCGCCUGGACCAGCCGGGCUUUUUGGAGCUGAGGGCAGACCUGGAAAGCAAGGACUGGCUGGACUGACAGGCCCCGACGGACCUAAGGGGGAGACGGGGAUAAGUGGCGAGGUCGGGAAGCUCGGCGACACGGGAAUUCCCGGGUUUGUUGGGCCCGUUGGAGAGAUGGGUUUCCCAGGAGAGAAGGGAGAUCGAGGAAAAAUGGGCAUCCCAGGACCACCAGGUGAACCGGGGCAGAUGGGUCACUCUGGAUUACCUGGUGAGGUAGGAAUGCCUGGACUUCAGGGUGUCCCAGGCCCUCCUGGUUCUCGGGGGUUUCCCGGCAUCAGAGGACCCAAAGGCACCAAGGGUCCAGGAGGUCCGGAUGGUCCAGGGGGGGACUUGGGGUCUGCAGGAGUUAAGGGACCUGAUGGUCCACCAGGAAAAUAUGGGACCUCUGGGGAGAUGGGAAAGCUCGGGGAGCCCGGUGAAGCCGGUCCGAAGGGAUUCCCGGGUGUUCAGGGGCCCUCAGGACCUCCGGGAGCCAAAGGAAUUGCAGGACAGCCAGGGCCAGCGGGGCCUCCAGGCAGGCUGGGACCGCUGGGGGAGAUGGGGGCGGCGCAGUGUUUGUGGCAGGGGCCAGCAGGGAAGGGUGGAGGGCGAGGAGCACCUGGGGAACCUGGACAGAAGGGGGACGUCGGUCCAGCCGGCAGCUUCGGGGAGGAGGGUUUGUCCGGGCAAAGAGGUGAACCAGGCUUGGAUGGGGAGCCGGGACCAAGUGGACCUGAUGGAGCCAAGGGUGAUAAGGGGGAACCUGGCCCCGAGGGCCCCAGAGGAGAGCAAGGUGAAAGUGGCUUUACAGGAAAGGAAGGAGCAUCCGGGCCAGCCGGACCGGUCGGGUUGAGGGGUCCGGAGGCUAAACCCGGUAAAAUUGGGGAGAACGGAAAGGCGGGACAUAAGGGCAGCAAAGGUCAGCAAGGUCAUCCGGGGGAGACUGGGCUGAUGGGUGAGCAGGGGGAGCUGGGAUUUGUCGGACAGAAAGGAGCCAGAGGAACAAUCGGCCCUGUGGGGGCUCCUGGAAGCAUGGGUCAACAGGGUGAUCCCGGCCUGGCUGGGUAUAAGGGUCACAUGGGACCAUUGGGACCACUUGGACCACCUGGAGCGAAGGGUGAAAAGGGAGAGCGGGGGGAGGACAGUGAGGUGGAGGGUUCUCCAGGUCCUCAAGGUGACACAGGUCCUUCUGGAAACCAAGGAGAAAGAGGAGAGCCGGGUGACCCUGGACGCGUUGGUCAAACUGGUGUGGUUGGACCCAGAGGUGAAGCUGGCACCCCAGGCCGUCCUGGUCAUCCUGGACCAAAAGGACAACUGGGGCUGAAAGGAUCCAAAGGUGUUCAAGGCCUGAAAGGCAAACCAGGAACCCCUGGAGCUUCUGGAACCAAAGGGCCUUCAGGUCCGGAAGGUCUUCCUGGCCCUCGCGGGGUUUCGGGUACAGAAGGACUUGAAGGUCCACCUGGAGUCGACGGUCUCCCUGGCCAAGAUGGCAGUAAAGGAGUCAAGGGGGAACAAGGAAAAGACGGAGAGACAGGCUCACCUGGAAAAUCUGGUCUGCAGGGUCCAAAGGGCGUGAUGGGACUUCCAGGAAGUCAAGGUUCCUCUGGACCAAAGGGGGAGAGAGGCCUGCCAGGCCAGACUGGUCCAGCGGGGAAGAGAGGCUCUGUCGGUGCGACCGGACUGCCGGGAAGACCAGGAGAUCGGGGAACGAAAGGCCAACCAGGAGACUGUGGUGAGCGGGGAUUUUCAGGGGUCAUGGGCCUGUUUGGACCAAAGGGACCCCUGGGAGACGUUGGUCCUGCAGGAAUUCAGGGACCAAAAGGACCGCGAGGUUUGAUGGGCGUGGAGGGAGUUUCGGGUCCUGUUGGCAUCAUUGGGCCCAGCGGUCAUCCGGGACCCCAAGGUGACAGAGGAAGUCGGGGGGAGACGGGUUUGUUGGGGCCAAAGGGAUCUCCUGGACCUCAAGGACCACCUGGACCACCGGGUCUUCCCAUUUCAGCCUUUGUGCUCAAGAAUGAAGCUCUGGACGCUGCUUUUGAACUCCUCCAUGCUUCCCACGCUGCCCUUCAGAACGAGAACAAUCAGCGCAUGGAGAUGCCCAUGUUGGAUCAGGGUCCAGAGAUUUUGAAGACCCUGCAGCAUCUCAACUCUCUGAUUCAGAGUCUGAGGAACCCUCUGGGAACCCGGGAGAAUCCUGCACGAGUCUGCCGAGACCUCUUCAACUGUGAGCGGCGGAUGCGGGACGGCUCCUACUGGAUCGACCCAAACCUUGGCUGCAGCGCUGACAGCAUCGAAGUGAUGUGCAACUUUAGCCGUGGCGGACAGACGUGCCUGAAGCCUGUCACCGUUUCCAAGUUGGAGGUGGGAGUGGGCCGAAUCCAGAUGAACUUCAUUCAACUGUUGAGCACUGAGGCCGUGCAGCACAUUACCAUCCACUGCCUCAACGCGCCGGUGUGGACGGCAGGAGCCUCUCUGCAGCCGCUGUCCCGGACGCUGGGCUUCCAGAGCUGGUCGGGGGAGAGGAUCCAAGAGGGGGACCUCCUGGAGCCUCGCGUCCCCACGGACGACUGCUGGAGGAAAGAUGGCCGCUGGCAUGUGGCGCGUUUCAUCUUCCAGAGCCAGGACCCAAACCUCCUCCCCAUAGUGGACGUCUUCAACUUGCCGACUGAGCCUGAUGCCCGCUUUCACCUCGAGGUUGGACCUGUGUGCUUCUUGUAGGACGCUGAGGUGCUGGGCCACAAGGGGGACAGGUGGUGAUUUUCAGCAAAAAACAAAGCCCUGUUUGUGAUUUUGUUUUAACAAAAAAAAUGCUUGGACUGCAGAAGCGAGGAGCGGCAUCUGAGCUCUGGUCAGACUUGCAGAGAAAAGACGUCUGGUGACUUUAGAGACCAACAAUGGGCUCCCUUUGCAGAGACUUGCUCCUCUGUGAUCAGACAUGUUGGUUCCUCUUUCAGAACAUCUCCUUUCUUCUCAGCCCAUGUUGUAGAUUUCUUUUAAGGGUCUGAUAGUUUCAAGGACAAAAAAAGAAGUCUCCGUUUGUACAGAAAUAGUUAUAUCUGCAAUCGUGGUUUGAUUAUUUAUACGUAUGUGCUGUAUUUUUUUUAUGUGAAGUGCAAUGCUGAUUAUUUCGUGGAAGUUCAGGUCGCCGUCAGACAGACUCCAGGUGUCUCUUUGAGCCUCUGAACUGCCCUCUGGUGAGAGUUUGUGCAGAAGUCUCCAUGCAAACGGCUGCUGUGUGCUGCUCUCAGCACUCAGAGGGAGUUUCCCACAAGACGCUACCUCGUUCUGCACCUCUCACCUCAAAUGUUACCAGCUACCGCCUGGGGGGGGUCUUCUGAUGCUGCAGCAAACGUCUGUCGACCUUCUUCCCGCCUGUGCUUCAAAAGGGAAGGAUAUCGAACCAGUUCACAUAGGAAACCAACUAUUUCAUUUCUUAACAUGAGUGCAGCCUUGUACCUGUGGAAGGGUUAUAAAGGUUCCCUGAAUGCCGUUUUUUUUUUCAUUCUCAAACGAGACAAAGUUGCUGUUUUUGUCUUCCAAAGUUGUGAUGUUGCUCCACUGCCGUGGUAUAAAAGAUUGAUUAGUGAAUUCUACAUGAAAUGAUGCCUCAAAGCUUCUCAAAUGGAUCAAUAAACAUUUCAAACCUUUUGUCAAA
Molecule: messenger RNA, 6702 nt
Organism: Oryzias latipes (Japanese medaka)
Lineage: Eukaryota; Metazoa; Chordata; Actinopteri; Beloniformes; Adrianichthyidae
Source: RefSeq, a predicted model, not a curated record